GAGCCCUCCCCCACUCAACACUCGGUUCAGGGAAAAAAAGAUUUCCAAGUAAUCUGCGUCCUCCAAGUGAGAGAAUCGGACACGCGAAGAUCUGAUGCUUGUGACUUCGGCAGCCCCAUGGCUAAUCGCGGGGAUCAGGAGUAUUUUAGAUCUGCCAGCAACGACUCUACCACGUACAUGAUCAUUCCGGCAGAGCAGCGUGCAGAGAAACCCACAAAGCUCUGGAUUGCUAUGGUGGUGACCGUGGUGAUCGUAUUGCAAAUCGUGUCCACAGCCGGUCUCUUCGUUUACUUCACUACGACGAUUUCGCAGGUCAAAAGCCAAGGAGUGUCGGAAGAGCUGAAGUGCUUGAAGUUCCUCAACACCAUUGAACGAGACACCACAGGCCAAUACAACUCGGAUGACUUGAAGGAGCUGUUUGGCAGUGAACCAUGCAUGAAGCUGGCUGAUGGCAUCAGGUCCUACGUAUCAAAGGUGACUGAAAAUAUUAUCAGAAAGCAAGCACUUCAAGAGGCGAGGAACAUACCAAGGACUUUCAACACAUCAGGGGUUCAGUUCACAAGCGAAGCAACGCAAAGACCAUCUGCUCAUCUGGCUUUGAGGGACGCGGCCCACGCCAAUCACGGUGGACCCCAUCCAUCCCAGACGCAGAGUGGUGACCUACAGCAGUCCUGCCGGCACACCAUUCACACCUGGAGCGCCCACAGUUUUGGGUCUCACAUGCACAACAUGACCCUGAAGGACGGGCGGCUUAAGGUGCCCCGGGACGGCCGCUACUACCUUUACUCGCAAAUCUACUUCCGUUACCCUUUGGAGACCAUCCACGAUCAUCCGGAGCUGGCCAUCAGUCACCAGCUGGUCCAGUGUCUGUACAAGAAGACAUCUUAUUUGGAGCCAAUCCUCCUCCUCAAGGGUGUGGCCACAAAGUGCUGGGCGGACGAUGCGGAGUACGCCCUUCAUUCCAUCUACCAAGGUGGCCUGUUUGAGCUCAGGGAAGGAGAUGAGGUCUUUGUGUCGGUGUCGUCCAUGCCUAUUGUGUAUCCUGAUGAAACGUCAAGCUACUUUGGAGCAUUCAGGCUGGAUUUGUGACUGUGAAGACCACCGCUUUGAGUCAUCUCAUGACUGUGUGCCAGGAGGCUGAUUAAUCGUCUUGCCUCAGAUGGCUGAUUCGCCUCGUCUGGUGUAGUCAUCUUUUUUCAAUGUAGCAUUCUAACAAUAUGAAGGAAAGAUAGCAAUAACCACUACAUUACUCUUUUCAAACCAACUUUGAUUAAGGGGUAUUUCCUUGGUCCAGAUGCCCCGUCCGCCUCCUUUGUUUAUUGUAGAACAAAGACUUGCUGUAGAAAUCUGAGCCAUGCAUUUGCUUUAUCACUCACAUUUAUGGUGUUAAGGAUACAAAACAAGAAAGCAAAUCUCUUUUUAGUUUCUUGGUGAUGGAGCUCCGCUGUUUUGUUUGACUGCAUCUCAAAUUCCAUAGUGGACAAUGGGCACCACCCACAGGGGAAAAAAAAAACACCCAGCAUGGCAUCAAUAGGAAUGCAAAAGUAAACGUUUGUGUGAUCUUCAAUGGGGAAACUGAACAUGCCUACUCAGAUAUCACCGUACCGUCGUGAAUUGAGGUCACGGGGUGCUGAAGGAUUGCUCAGUGACAUAAUAAGGGGCCGCUGCUCAAUGCCAGUUUGAUUUGUUGGUGCAAUGGUAGCCUUCACUCGUGUCUCCAAUGUGGUAAAAAAACAAAAUGUGCACUCUGUGCCACGCAUCGCCCCUUUUCUUGGCACCAUCACUGUAUUUCGACAUCUGACCCACAGGCAGAUGUGGUGACUUGGUGAGGGUCUCACACCGAGCCCUGGGUAAACACCUUGGCCACAAGAGGGCAGCACUGCCUGAAAGAGCAAGCUGUUGAGACCCACUGUCCGUUCUUUGCCUAGUUGGACUGCCAGUGGUGUCUUCAAGGCCACAGUCCACCCUGAAUGGGAAGCUCACAGCAUAACCACCCGACGCCUUGACACUUGUGGCACAGCCAGGCCCACUUUGGAGGGGCGGUGUUUUCUGAGCUUUGCACGUCAGCCUCAGGGCCUACGGCUCUUCUGAUGAUAAAAAUAGAAAAUGUUUGACGACACACCACAGUUUAGAUGCACGCCUGGCCCCAAGCUUUGUGUUUUUGUUGGUGGAUUAAAACUGGAAAGUGCAUGGAGCUGAAACAUGAGACGUGAGGAGAAGAGGAGACUUUUAUGAAACUGUGUGGCAGAGGGAUAAUCCUUCAACCUGUAUGCAGCAAACACAAAUGAAAUUACUUAAAAGGAGCCGCCGGGUAUGGAAAUGGCAGUCAGAUUGGCUUACGGUGGGUGUGAAAUUAGAGAAGCAGUAGGAGUCUCUGUUAGCGUUUCAGUGACCAACACAGGGCCUACCAGCCAAGAGAAAAGGACCAACCCCAGCGAUAGUCAGGGCAAGGCGGGCACCACCCAUCUGUCAGUCCAUCACUAGGCAGAGUUAGCAGGGCCACACUGCACGUCUGUGGGGUUACAAGGAUGGUGGACCCUGCAGGACAGCAGCAAUCGCCACUCGGCCACCAUGUCACCUCGACAGGAACAUUGAUGGCAGAAACGCAGCGCUAAGGUCUGCCCGGCCCUAGGCUGUGAACACAAAUACGUAUAACGUGGCAUCUGCUCCAGAAUCGCCGUUUUAUUGUCAUUUCAUACUUGAGCUCAUUCCACGGCUGAGGAUCAUCCUGUCUGUCAAUUGCAAUCUAACAUUAGAUUUGUUAAAAAUAAAAUGUAGAAACAGAAGGACAUUUUUAUUAUAGCUAUUACUGUCCUGUCUCCGGUUACGCCUGUGGCCCUGACCCACUCGGUGACCCGGGGCAGACUGAGGGUACGAAAUUUGAAAUCACGGCUACACGCGCGCAGGCCUGUUUAGUCCAAUUCAGAGUCGUGGGGCUUCUUAAAUAAAAUGAAACAACACGCCGAGGAGCACGACGGCAGUAAUGAGGCCCCUCGCUGUCCAGGUUCAGCAUCUUGUCCACUCAGAUACUUUAUGAUAUUUUAUUUUAUUGCCGGCUCUUUCUCGCUCUGCCCUUGAAUUUCUCCCCAAUUUCCGGUUGGUUGCAAGGUAAAUCUACAAAUUUUAUUCUACGAUGGCAGGCCCCCCAAUCUAUCCUCCCAGCUGCCUUUUCUGGAUUUGGGGUCCUGCUGUGGCCAUCGCCCACCUCUGUAGUCAAAGGCCUGCCAUGUGUGUCUCUGGGUGGGCUGCGUGCCCAGGAACAGACUUUUUAGAAAGAGAGUUGCAAACUGCAACAGAGUUGUGAAUUAAUUCACAGUGAAAGUACUGUACAUGAAAGUAGAAAUGCUGUACAAACGUCAACUUUCUUUAAUAAAACUUUGUUUAAUAAAAU
Molecule: messenger RNA, 3391 nt
Organism: Polypterus senegalus (gray bichir)
Lineage: Eukaryota; Metazoa; Chordata; Cladistia; Polypteriformes; Polypteridae
Gene: tnfsf10l
Product: TNF superfamily member 10, like
Exons: 5
Coding region: 118-1089 (323 amino acids)
Biological process (GO): immune response
Cellular component (GO): membrane
Molecular function (GO): tumor necrosis factor receptor binding
Source: RefSeq, a predicted model, not a curated record